GCUCAACCUGAUAGGGACCCAGUGAAAGAAAAAUGGAUGAUAGGGAUCAUGGUGUCUGCCACAGUGGUGAAGUUUGUGCUGAUGGCAUAUUGUCGUAGAUUCAAAAACGAAAUUGUUCGAGCAUAUGCUCAAGAUCAUCUAUUUGAUGUCAUCACUAAUGGAAUUGGUCUUGCAUCAGCAGUUUUAGCAAUCAGGUUUUACUGGUGGAUUGACCCUGUUGGAGCUAUCAUUAUUGCUUUGUAUACAAUGGGAAAUUGGGCAAAAACAGUGAUGGAAAAUGUGUGGUCACUGAUUGGGAAGACAGCACCAGCAGAGUACUUGGCAAAGUUGACAUAUCUGAUUUGGAACCAUGACAAGGAGAUCCAGCACAUUGAGACAGUGAGAGCCUAUACUUUUGGUGGCAACUAUUUUGUGGAAGUUGACAUAGUCUUGCCUGGGGACAUGUCUCUUAGUCAUGCACAUAACAUUGGAGAAACACUUCAAGAGAAGCUUGAAAAGCUUCCUGAGGUUGAAAGAGCUUUUGUUCAUGUGGACUUUGAUAUUACUCACAGGCCAGAGCACAAGCCAAAGUUGGCUUCAUGAUCAAGAAACACAAGACAAGAACAGUAGCUAAGUGUUGUUUGAACUAGCUCUUUUUUCAAUUAUUAAAAAUCAAUCCCAACAUUUGAAGAAGGGAAUUGAACAUAGAGUAGGCCACAGUUAUUGAACUACUACUUAUCUGUAUGAAUAAAGUUUGUAUGUUUAUUUUGAGCUACUUGAAC
Prunus avium (sweet cherry) is the source of this 761-nucleotide messenger RNA. Lineage: Eukaryota; Viridiplantae; Streptophyta; Magnoliopsida; Rosales; Rosaceae. The record is from RefSeq and is a predicted model, not a curated record.